Messenger RNA from Stylonychia lemnae, 2547 nucleotides. The record is from the annotation of a GenBank genome assembly. NCBI's taxonomy places the organism in Eukaryota, Ciliophora, Spirotrichea, Sporadotrichida, Oxytrichidae.
AUGAGCAUGUAUAGUGGUGGCAUUUUGAGGGUGGUAAUUGAUGAUGUGAAAACUGGCAAUCAUAAAAGGUUUAGAACAUCUUCUGUAAUGGGAUUUGAGUAUUUAACUCUAGAUGCAUAAAAUUUCACCGUUCUAGAAUAAAAUGAUUAGAGAAUCAUUAUUGAGACUUAAAGUUCUAUUAAGCUAAACUAUUUCAGGGAAAAGAGUGCGAGAAAUUCAACGUAAAAGUACAUAAUAAACUUCAAACCGUUCAAGAUCGAAUGCUAUUUAGAUGAUAUGCUUAUACUUAAGGUUAAUAACAAUCAGCUGUUCAACUUUGAGUAUGAAAGAACGGUUAAAGAGCAUUUCUAGUUAUUCAAUAAGGUGCCUUAUGAUGCCACCUACAAAUAUCAAUUUGAAAUAAACGAAAAGAAUCAGUUUACUGAAAUGUUUGAUGGCUAUGUUGAUAUAAACACUUUUGGCCCAAGAUCCAUUGGCAUAGAUUUUGAAUUCAAUUAAGACCACUUAUUUGGAAUUCCUGAGCAUGCUAUAGAUUUUUUACUUAAAGACACACUUUUCACAGCUGAGGAUGAAAAUCCAUAUAGAUUGUACAAUAUUGAUGUGUUUCCUUACAAACUGAACUCUACUUAAGCCCUCUAUGGAUCGAUACCUUAUCUCUUAUCCCACUCAGCCAAUCACGAAGAAGGAAAUGCUGGAGUCUACUGGUCAAAUGCUGCAGAAACAUGGGUUGACUUGAUGACACCAAAUCUACCAUUUAGUCCAUUUGAGAAUUAAGAAAGUCUUAAAAGAGUAGCUACAUUCAACAGUGAAUCAGGAGUCCUAGAGUUUAUAGUAAUAUUGGGGCACAAUCCUGCUGAAGUUACUUAGUAAUGGGCUGAUGUAAGUGGACAUGCUCCUAUCCCACCAUACUGGUCAUUAGGAUAUCACCAAAGCAAAUGGAGUUACGAGAGUGCAAGCGAAGUUGUCCAAGUAAACUUUAAAUUUGAUCAGCAUAGUCUCCCUCUUGAUGUUAUCUGGCUAGAUAUUGAUCAUACUAGCAAUUUUGAGUACUUUACUUGGAAUACUGAUAAAUUCUCUAAUCAAUCUCUGGAGAUAAUGAAUGAACUAAUCGAGCAAAGAAAGAGAAAAAUUGUAGUGAUUUCAGAUCCUCAUAUUAGGAAGAAUGACUCUUAUUUCUUGUAUGAUGCUAUUAAAAAGAUUGAGAAAGAUGAUUACCAAUUAGAUUAGGAAAAGAGGACCUUGUCUCCUGCCUCUGGGAAAUACUUUCUUAGAGACCCGAAAUUCCAAGACCGCCCUUUUGAGGGAAGAUGCUGGCCAGGUAAUAGUGUUUGGUUAGACUUCAUGCAACUCAAGGUGAGAUAAUUCUGGGCUGCACUUUAUUAAUAUGAUGUAUAACCUAAAACAAACAAGAACUAUUUCGUUUGGAAUGAUAUGAAUGAGCCUUCAGUUCUAGAUAAGCCCGAACUAGCUCUACCAAAGGACGUUAUAUUUGGAGCAGUUUGGACUGGAGAUAACGGAAAUUUUCAUGAGGAUAUGAAGAUAUCUGUGCAGAUGCUAUUGUCUAUGUCAGUGGCUGGACUAGGAUUUGUAGGUGCUGAUAUUGGUGGGUUUGCAAAUUAAACUGUGGCAAGGGUUAUUGUUUAAUGGCACAAUCUUGCAGUGUUUUAUCCAUUUAUGAGAUAACAUUGUCACAAGGAAGCAAAGAGAAGAGAGCCUUAUCUUUAUAAAGGAGAAGCUUUUAACCAGCUAUAGAAAAGUUUAAGAUUGAGAUAGAAAUUGAUGCCUUACAUGCCAAUGAUGAUGGAAUUUCCUGAUGUCAAUAACUCUGCUUAUUAUAACGAGCAGUACAUGUUUGGAGAAAUAUUCCUUGUAAAGCCAGAUGAUAAAGAUUAUACUGAGCUCCCUAAGUAAAAUAUCAUUAAUAACAAUACUUAUAGGACGCAGAUGUUCUUCCCUAAAGGAACUUGGUAUGACUUCUUUACUUCGACAAGACACUAGGUAAAUUUUACUGGAUUGUAUGAAGUGCCUUAAGAAUCUGGAGACUAUAUCUAUGUUUUCGCUAAAGGUGGGACGAUCCUUCCAAUGAAAGAGAAAGUAAGACUAAGUUCAAUGCUUUCAAGAAAUGAGUCCUAUCUGCUAAAUAUAUAUCUUGAAACUAAUGAAGCAGGACAGUAAUAUGCUUAAGGCUUUAUUUACCUGGAUGAUGGAGAAACAUUUGAUUACUUGAAGAAGGAUGAAUUUAAGGUCAUCAAGUUUGAUUACCUAGAUGGCACUUUAAAUGGAGCAGUUGUUGAAAACGGUGGAUACUUCAGAGAUUACGAAAGAAUAAAGGCUAUUUAAAUAUUUGGUCUUGACAGCGAGAGAUUAAAUGGAGUUGAUGAGCAUGCUGUGAUAAGUAAACUAGAAGAAGAUCAAUGGAAACAUAUGAGGACUAUAUACCUAGAAAAAUUGCCAGAACACGAGAUGAUCGUAAUCAUGAACCCUUAAAUUGAUCUAAUGGAUAAGGCUUGGAGAGUUGAGAUCAAACAAAGAGUAAUCAACUAAUGA